AUGCCGCCUUCACGCUCUCGCUCACAAUCUAAACGGCCUCUCUACGAAGACGAAGAAUCCGGCGAAGAAACGGAGAGGGAAUCUACACCCAAGCCCACAAAGUCGUCUGGCGUGCGCAAACGCAAGAGCGAAGUUCUGGGCAACGACUCGGGUCUCACUCGCUCAAAGACCGUGGUCAACAAUGAUCUCGCGGAGAAGAGGCGGCGGAGGCAGAGCCGCGUGGGGGAAGCCGGUCCGUCUGGAGAGGGCGGAGAAGUAGAUGGUGAUGGAGCGAACAGGACGACCGGGCGGCCGGUUCAGCAGCUGGCCUCUGUUGUGCCCGAUCUCGACACACGGGCAGCGCCGCUCGUUCCUCAGCAGGAUAACUACGACGAAUGGAUGAAACUCGCCAUGGGAAACAAAAUCAAUGCAGGCAACACCUGGGGAUUCGAGCUCAUCGAGUAUUUCCAUGACAUGCGAGUCUUACGCAACAAUGACGACCAGUCCAUCAACUUUCAGAAGGCGUCUAGUACACUCGAUGGUUGCGUCAAAGUCUGGACAAGCCGCGUAGAUAACCUCGGAUCCGAGACCGGCAAGUUGCUCAGUGCCCUCACCUCUGGCCGCAUGGAGGACGACGAUGAGGACGAAGAGAACGACGAAGAGGACGCGGAUGGGGAUGCCCCCGCUGGGAAGAAGGCGAAGCGACGGACUCGCCAUGAGUCGACGCUUGCGAAGCGUGGCACACUCACGUUGAAGAAGCACGAUCUCGAGUUCAGUGUCGACCCACUCUUCAGGAAGACGUGUGAAGACUUCGAUGAGGGUGGUGCUCAUGGUCUAUUGCAGAACCAUCUCAGUCUAGGACUGGGGAGCGAGGGCGCGCUUCGCAUUGUCUUCGACGCCAGUGACUCUAUGGGCAAGGAAGACGAGGAGGAUAAAGGGAUUAUGCCUCCGUCAUUCAUCGACCUAAGUGUCUUGAGAGGCAAAUUCAUAGUCCCAAUAGAAGAAUUGGACCAGCUGAGCAUCGCUCCUUCCCUUGACCACUUCUCCUUUGGCGUCACGGAUGAAGCUGCCGAUGAUCACAACGACGAUCUCUCCCUCUUCCGCGACGACACAGUUGUCUUUGGUGCGGGCGGCGACGAUGGAGAUGAGGACUUUGGAGCGCCACAGCCCCAAGACGACUUCCCGAUGGACGUUGACGGCGGCCCACCGCCCCAGCCCGCUGAGGAAGACUUCUUUGGGGGUGACCAGGGUGGCGCAGACGAUUAUAACGCUAGCACUCCUGGAGGGUAUGGAGGUGAAGACGGCGAGGAGGGUUCGGUUGGCGCGCAGGCGAAUGAGGGGCAGGCGAUGGGUCCAGGUGGUGGACCUAUACCGUUCAACCCUUCGAAGGAGACUGGCGGGAACGUCGCCUUCGCCAUGGGCGGUGGCCCGGAUCCCGAAACAUUGCUGUUCCUCGAUCAGAUGCAGCGCAACUGGGCGGGUCCCGAUCACUGGAAGAAUAAGACUACUAUUCAGCGAGGAGGGAAGCCAGGUGAUACUGCGGCCCCGAAGCAGAAGAAGGAGAAGAAGGAGCCUUUCAAAGUCACUUACACGAAGACUGCUGGCGAGUACGACGCAAAGGCGAAACUGAAAACCCUCUUCGAACCGCCCAAGAAGGCCAACACAGGUAUCUUGCAGCCGAAGGCUGUUCAGAGCGUGACGCGUCGCAGUAUGAAGCCUAAGAAGGGCGACAAGCUGCUCAAACGCUCCGAUCAUCUGCUCCCUCCAGAUGAGCACUUCUCCGCGAAGUCGCUCGUGAAUCUCUUCCUCAAGCCGCAGUUCGCUCUCCAAAUGCGUGGCGAUCGUCCGCUAGAGACUGGCGAUGGCGAGGUCGACGAGCAAUUCUGGGCGAAAGCUGCCGAGGAUCAACAGCGAGCCGGCACUGAAGAGGCUGAAGGAGGACUUGCCGAGACCCUUCCCCUCCCGACGCAGUUCUUCGAUGACGACGACGAUGGUAUGGCCUAUAACGACAACUACGAGGCUCCCGUCGGCGAUAUUCCGCCCAUCCAUCCCGGAGAGCAAGACCUCCUCGCGCAAGUUGAAGGCCAAGAACGUCGUGUCAAGCCUGCCGCCGUCAACUUUGCCAAACGUGCGAAGCGGGUUGAUGUCCGGAAACUCAAGGAGAAUAUCUGGCGCGGCCUGGAGAUCGUCAUACCUCCCAAGAAGAACGGAGAUGAGAUGGACAUGGAUGAGGACGAGGAGGACGAGGGCACGGACCCUGACCAGCCUCGCGUCUUCAACCAGGUCAUUCAAGGCCUCGGACGACAGUACCCCGAAGAGAAGUUCGGCGAGAUCAGCACGAGCUUCUGUUUCAUCUGCUUGUUGCAUCUCGCGAACGAGCAAGGACUCAAGAUCGACGCGGGAGCUGCGACGGGGGUCGAUGAGGAUCGGCCCAUCGGUAAUAUCUUUGACCUCAAGGUUUACCGAGACCCUACCGCUACGACUGAGUGA
This is a messenger RNA of Peniophora sp. CBMAI 1063, 2469 nucleotides long. Lineage: Eukaryota; Fungi; Basidiomycota; Agaricomycetes; Russulales; Peniophoraceae. The record is from the annotation of a GenBank genome assembly.